AUGUCCGUCAAUAGAGGCUGGUGACUUACCCCCUUGAGCUUGGCCAGGGCGUGAACGGUGUUCUUGAUGGUGUCGGUGGGGAUGAUGUCUGAGUUGUCUCCGGUUAGAUAAUCCUUGCGUGAAUUGAGUGUGAGCUCCACGUCAGCCUUCAGCUCAAUGAUGUCAUGGUUUAUCAUCUACAAGCUGCCCAGGUAUAAGAUUGGCGAGGUCGGUAGUGGAGUGGACUACAUGUACCUGGACUCCUCAGUAGGGAGCUGGCAGAUGAGUAAAUUCAUGGUUAACGACAGUGAAGGAGCCAUAGCGAACACACUGAACCAGCUUUACAUGGGAGAGGCCUACAAGUCUAACAGCUCAGUCUACGCACUCUACAAUGAUGCCCCACCGAUCCUGGAUUACCUCCGAGGAUAUGGACACACUAAAGGGGUACUGCUCUUUGACCGCUCUCAAGGUUUCUGGCUAUCGCACAGCAUUCCCCAUUUCCCCUCAUUCCCUGAGAAAGGCUACCGUUACCCCUCCUCUGGCAAAGUCAAUGGCCAGACUGCUCUGUGUGUGACCUACCAGUAUGAUCAGUUCCUCCACAUAGCAAAGCAGAUGGCAUACAUUUACCCGCGUUUCUAUAACUGCUCAACUCCUGCUGCAUUCUUGGCCGACCUGCCACAGUUGGCGCAGUUAUGUGAAGGCUCCAAACCUCCGCUGGCCUCAGAUAAGGGAGUGGAGCAGCUCUUCUCCGUCCAAGGGGACAAGUUUGUCAGUUUUGUCAAAUCUGAACGUUUUGUGGAUGAUAUCUACACGGGCUGGGUGGCUCAGGCCCUGGAUACCGACCUGCUGGUAGAGACCUGGCAGACACAAAACCACGAGCUGCCGUCCAACUGCUCCCUGCCCAGACAUACCAUGAACAUCAAGAGGAUUCAGCUUCCUGGAUCAGCCAAGUUCUUGUCUCACCACGACCACUCCAAGUGGUGUGUGUCGCGGGUUUAUGAGGACCAGGUGACCUGCUUGGGGGACCUGAACAGGGAGAAGGCCCAAAUGUGGCGUGGCGGGGGGCUGGUGUGCUCUUUCAACCCUUUGAUUUACAAGGCCUUCAGACAGGCGGUGGACUUGUACAUAAGUUGUUGAACAAAAGACAAAGACAGCAUGAUUGAGAAUGGAUCAGUCUUCAAUAGGUCAAAUCUGUUUUCAAAUUUAGGGAACAAAAUGUGGAAGGUUUAAGGUUUAAAAGCAGCUGGAAUGCAACCAUCAGACCACAAGCAUCAGAUUAGACAUCAGUUUUAGAAACUAAAGCUACAUUUAGCGUCUUUAUUAGCUUGUUGGAUCUUAGCUAAGUAUAUUCUUGUAGCAAACUAUGGGAUCGAUCAUGUAAAUUUUAUUCCACUUCCAUUUACACUUCAGCUGGAAAUCUGUGUGUGUUCAUCUAUGUAUCUUAACACACAAGAUUAUAUGAAUUUUUGUUUUAUCAGGUAAUUUUCCCUCCUGAAAACAGUAGAAUCACUGUAAAGUUUAAUACCUUGUUGAGUUUGGCAAUAUUUAACAUAUGUAAAAUAUAUUAAGAAUAUAAGUUUUGAAUGAAUAGGUUAAUGCAUAAACUUGUGUUUCUGUGGUCCAGCUGGUAUUGAUAUGCUGACAUGGUCCUUUUCCAUACAAAUCUCUUCACCUCUCUGUGGUUCAGGCCUUUGAUAAUCUACUGAGAAAAAAAAUAAUCUAUGGUUUUAUUUCACUAGUGGUGUGAUGUUUUUAUAUUGUGUGUGAUUUUCAUUUUUAUAGUAUAAAGUGACUUAGGCCAUAUA
Thunnus maccoyii (southern bluefin tuna) is the source of this 1784-nucleotide messenger RNA. RefSeq names its product deoxyribonuclease-2-beta-like. Bases 157 to 1116 code for a protein of 319 amino acids. NCBI's taxonomy places the organism in Eukaryota, Metazoa, Chordata, Actinopteri, Scombriformes, Scombridae. The transcript has 6 exons. Gene Ontology annotation, molecular function: deoxyribonuclease II activity. Gene Ontology annotation, biological process: apoptotic DNA fragmentation. The record is from RefSeq and is a predicted model, not a curated record.